AAAAAAACUCUGAAGUUUCCACCGUACUACAUUGGGCUCGUGAUGCGAGCCAUGUUUGGAACGGUGGCUGCCACCAACAGUAGAGGCAGCCGAUACAACGUGGAUGUCGACACCAGAGGAAGUCGUCCCCAUUUGGACCUUGAUCCGGGCGCAGUCAUUCGCCGCAGCACCACCAUCAACACUGCUCGAGCCGAGGUCACCACGAACCCCUUGCAGUCAGAACGAGUCCAGUCACCGGCAACAUCGUCAGGCCAGCUAGACUGCGUCGUGAUCGAGAUGGGCACGGCGGAGUUGACCAUCGACGACGUCCGCUUGGCGUACGCGUCGAGGGGGGACUUCGUCAUGAUCUUCCUCUCGCCACUGUUCAACAUGUUCUUCUUCCUCGUGUUUGCCGCCUGUGCGCUCGACCACACGCCUAUCCAGGCCAUGUUUCCGUCCGAAAAUGGGCUCGCCAACAUCGUGGCCAAGUCCGGCACAGUAUGUUGAUCGAUCACCCUGGUCACAUGUCUAUCCACCCUCCAUCUGUAGGAUGCCGUCACGACUGUCACGACCACCAAGUUCAGCAACAUGGCGACCCAUCACGAUGUGUUUCCGUGGCUCACUAACACGUUCGUCCCGUAUACGUUUGUCAAAACCGACUACAACGGCCGGAACCUCUCGACCCCCGACCUCCGGAGGGUCAACUACGUGCACCGGAUUCUCGGUGCCGUUGAAUUCAAGACGUAUUCGGCGCCCCCCCGCCCCUGUGAUGUCGUCGACGGACCCCUUGGCGCCAUGUACGCCCAAUGCCACGACUUUGACUCCCCCGUCCUAAACUCGACCUUCUACAUCGACGCGGGCGCCGAUCCGGAAACCGCCACCGCCGUCAUCUCAGCCAAACAAGCAUCUGGCGCGUGGCUCGAUGCCUCCACGGCCAAUUUGCACAUCAACUUGGCCACGUUCAAUGGCGAACUCAACCUGCUGUGUCUCAUUUCCCUCCGCGUGACGUUCCAACCUGGCGGGUUCCUCCAGCCGAUCUAUCAAACCAAGUGCAUGCCAUCGGAUCCGUACGGGACGUCGUACCUUGCGGCACCGCUGGACGCGUGCGUGCUCGUUCUCUGGAUCACGACCAUAUGGAUGGAACUGCGCGAGUGGUGUCGUGGCCAUCGCCAACGCACUGGCCAACCCCCCAAACCCCGCUUUUGCACGUUGUGGCGCGCCGUGACGUGGCUGUCUGUCGUGUCCGUCGCAGUCUACUUCGCCAUAUGGACGGCACUGUGUAUGUCGGUGUACAGUCCGACGUUCGCGGCCGACCUCACCGCCCUGGAAACGGGCGCGUCGUCCUCGCAGCCUCAACUGCUGCUCGUGGACAUUAUGACGCGUCUGAAAGCCAUGGGGUACCUCACGCUCAGCGUGCGGAUCGCAGGCAUGGUGUCGUUGGGCCUGCUCAUGUUUCGAACGCUCAGUUCGUUGCGCUUUCACCCGCAUUUGAACAUGGUCACCGCCACAUUGACCGCGUCGUUGCACUCACUCGUGCCGUUCUGCUGCAUCUUCGUCAUCUGUUUGACGGCGUUCGUCACGUCCGGGUGCCUCCUCUUUGGCGAGCGACUGCUCCAGUUCAGCACCAUCAGUCGGUCCGUCAUCACGGUGGUCAACAUGCUCUUUGGCCAGUUUGACCUCGCCGCCAUCUUCGCCGUCGACUACAACAUUGCGUUCACAUGGUACUGGUGUGCCAUGGUCAUCCUCUUUCUCGUGCUCUUCAACAUGCUGCUCGCGAUCGUCUUGGCGGCGUUCGACCACGUCCGCACCGUCACGGCGACCAAGAUCGCGCCAUACAUGGCAGCCAUCACGGAACUCCGGCGCCUCGCUGGACCCAUGCUGUGGCCUUGGAACCACCCCCACAUGAUGCAGCUUGGGUCGUUCGCCGAAUCGGCCAACACUGGCUUAUCCACAGCCGUGACAUCGGCGUUGAUUGCUAAGCAACUUUGUGUAACAGACGUCGACGCCGACAUUGUCCUGCGCAAGACCCGCGCCUUCCUCGCCGUACGUUGGACACGCGACACUGUUGUAGAGUUUCGUCUGUUUUUGCAUUUGUAGAUUAUGCACAUCUUGCGCGACAGCAAUUUGAACGAUGACGACGUCAACGGUGAAGAUUUUGUGGGAGAAGGUGAAGUUGCUCCUACUUCCGUGGACGUGAGUGAGCUCAACGAGCGCCUCGACAUGAUGGAAGCUCGGUUGGAGGCCAAACUCGCCGCGAUGUCUGUGAAUAUGGCCGCGCUCAUCGCCCGAAUCGACGCAAAACUGUGAACUGUGUCCUUGAUAUAUAGAUCGAAUCGUAAUAAGCUCGUGUCCUUUGUUCCAAUA
Messenger RNA from Aphanomyces astaci, 2343 nucleotides. RefSeq lists its product as hypothetical. The record is from RefSeq and is a predicted model, not a curated record. Bases 568 to 2076 code for a protein of 502 amino acids. The transcript has 3 exons. Lineage: Eukaryota; Oomycota; Saprolegniomycetes; Saprolegniales; Verrucalvaceae.